Magnolia sinica is the source of this 1998-nucleotide messenger RNA. RefSeq names its product anthranilate synthase alpha subunit 2, chloroplastic-like. Gene Ontology annotation, biological process: L-tryptophan biosynthetic process. The transcript is spliced from 11 exons. Lineage: Eukaryota; Viridiplantae; Streptophyta; Magnoliopsida; Magnoliales; Magnoliaceae. The coding region runs from base 35 to 1792 and encodes 585 amino acids. The record is from RefSeq and is a predicted model, not a curated record. Gene Ontology annotation, molecular function: anthranilate synthase activity.
AUCCGAAUGCUGUAAAGGGCUGUAAAGGAAGAAGAUGCAGACCCUCGCCGUCACGCCUCGUCUGUCUCCGCCCAGUUUCCGUCAAAUCCCGAAGCUUUCCGUUAACGGCGUUAGCAGGAGCUCCGUCGCCUUCCCCACGCGCCGCUCCUUCUCCGUCCCUUCAUUCAAAUGCUCCGCUCUCUCCACUCCGUCCGUCGACUCUGAUGACGCGGUUAAAUUUAUUGAGGCAUCAAAGAGUGGAAACCUGGUGCCGCUUUAUCGCUGCAUAUUCUCCGAUCAUCUGACGCCAGUUUUGGCAUACAGAUGUUUGGUUAAAGAAGACGAUCGAGAGGCGCCAAGCUUUUUAUUUGAAUCCGUCGAGCAAGGAUUCCGUGCAUCAAAUGUCGGGCGUUAUAGUGUGGUGGGAGCUCAGCCGACGAUGGAGAUCGUGGCAAAGGAGAAUUUGGUUACAAUCAUGGACCAUGAGGAAGGGAGGAGGACAGAAGAGUUUGUUGAGGAUCCAAUGGGGAUCCCGAGGAAAAUAAUGGAAGGUUGGAGUCCCCAACUUAUUGAUGAUCUUCCAGAUGCCUUUUGUGGAGGAUGGGUGGGCUAUUUUUCAUAUGAUACUGUCCGAUACGUGGAGAAGAAAAAGUUACCUUUCUCAAGUGCUCCUGAGGAUGAUAGAAACCUCCCAGAUGUUCAUUUAGGACUCUAUGAUGAUGUCAUAGUGUUUGAUCACGUGGAAAAGAAAGCUUAUGUAAUUCAUUGGGUGCGGCUAGAUAAGUACUCCUCUGCCGAGGAGGCCUACAAUGAUGGAAUAAACCGGUUGGAGAUUUUGUUGUCCAGGGUACUAGAUAUCGAUCCCCCAAGAUUAGCAGCAGGUUCAGUGAAACUGUAUACUCGUCUUUUUGGUUCUUCAUUGAAGGAGUCAUCCAUGACAAGUGAAGCAUUUAAGAAGGUGGUUAUGCAGGCGAAAGAGCAUAUCCUGGCAGGAGAUAUUUUUCAGAUUGUGUUGAGUCAGCGUUUUGAACGUCGAACAUUUGCAGACCCUUUUGAAGUAUAUAGAGCAUUGAGAGUUGUGAAUCCGAGUCCAUACAUGACUUACUUACAGGCUAGAGGAUGCAUUCUGGUUGCUUCAAGCCCUGAAAUUCUAACUCGUGUGAAGAAGAAGAAAGUUGUUAACCGACCUCUUGCUGGGACUGUUAGAAGAGGCAAAACAGAUAAGGAGGAUGAUUUGUUAGAAAAGCAGCUACUGAGUGAUGAAAAGCAAUGUGCCGAGCACAUAAUGCUGGUCGAUUUGGGACGGAAUGAUGUUGGAAAGGUUUCCAAGCAUGGUUCUGUAAAGGUGGAGAAACUCAUGAAUAUUGAAAGAUACUCUCAUGUGAUGCACAUCAGCUCCACGGUCACAGGAGAGCUAUUUGAUCAUCUCACUUCCUGGGAUGCUCUGCGUUCUGCUUUGCCUGUUGGAACCGUGAGCGGAGCACCAAAGGUAAAAGCAAUGGAGUUGAUAGAUCGGUUGGAAGUCACAAGACGAGGGCCAUACAGUGGUGGGUUUGGGGGUGUGUCAUUUACUGGUGAUAUGGACAUAGCACUCGCUCUCCGGACCAUCAUUUUCCCGACUAGCACCCGUUAUGAUACAAUGUACUCGUACAAGGAUGUGCACAGGCGCCGAGAAUGGGUGGCCCACCUUCAGUCUGGUGCAGGCAUUGUGGCCGACAGUGAUCCUGAUGAUGAGCAGAGAGAGUGUGAGAAUAAAGCAGCCGGUCUUGCCCGUGCCAUUGAUCUUGCAGAGUCAACAUUCGUUGAGAAAUGAUGACAUCGUUAUCUGUUUGAAGGGGGCUCAGCAUUUCUACCUUUUGUGAUGAUGUGAGUUACUUUGGUAGGGAAAAAACACCAAUAGGCAGCAAUACUGUUUUGCCCUAAAUUUGGGAAUUUUGUUCUAUUUCAGUCUGCAUAUCAAGUGGUAGUUAUUCAACUGAUGGUGUGAAUUCAAGGUUUGUGGAUGGUCCUCUUUGGUUA